Messenger RNA from Xenopus laevis (African clawed frog), 16837 nucleotides. It is a transcript of the gene abca12.S, whose product is annotated as ATP binding cassette subfamily A member 12 S homeolog. The record is from RefSeq and is a predicted model, not a curated record. Gene Ontology annotation, molecular function: ATPase-coupled transmembrane transporter activity; ATP hydrolysis activity; ABC-type transporter activity. Gene Ontology annotation, biological process: positive regulation of cholesterol transport; lipid transport; transmembrane transport. Gene Ontology annotation, cellular component: cytoplasmic vesicle membrane; membrane; cytoplasm. The coding region runs from base 378 to 15980 and encodes 5200 amino acids. The transcript has 58 exons. NCBI's taxonomy places the organism in Eukaryota, Metazoa, Chordata, Amphibia, Anura, Pipidae.
UAUUUGCUCCCUUCUAUUCUUCUAAAUAUCAUAGAGGGAAAGCUUGUGUGUGACUACAGGGCUUGGUAAGGGAGGGGUGGUAAAAGGUGUGUUUUUAAGGCUACCCAGACAAUGAGUAGCAUCUCUCGUUAUUCCAGCCUGUGACACAAGCAACACAGGAUCAUUUGCAAACACACAGGCUACCAAGAAAUCACCUCCUUCUGCUACUUAUAUUCCCUGCAUUACUCUAUUACCUUAUACAGUAUCAGCGGAAAAAGAUGGCCUAGAUACAUUUUCUGAAAUUAUUUGGGUGACAUUUUUGUUAACACUAAAUGCAUCAUAUUUAUACAUAUUUAUUGUUUCAAUUAAAUUUUUUCCGAAACCACUCUUGAAGCAAGAUGGCUUCGUUUUUACACCAACUCAGGGUUCUCUUAUGGAAAAACUGGCUGAGCAUCAAGAGGCAGCCGGUUUGGUCUUUGGUCCUCAUUUUAUGGCCUGUGGUUAUAUUUGUAAUACUUGCAAUCACCCGCUCAAAAUUUCCUGGAGAUAUGCAGCCAAACUGCUACUUUGCUCCACGCAACCUGCAGAGCACAGGGAUGAUACCCUUUAUUGAGACCUUCCUCUGUGACGCAGGGUGUGGAAAUACAUCCUUCGUGACUACCACAACAAGAAAAUUGCCAAAACGUUCAGUUCAAUCUGGAGGUGGAGGAGGAGGUGACGCGUUCCUGAUGAGAUCAGACAGCAUAUCAGCUUCAUUGGGGCAAAAGUCUGUCGACGUGACAAAUCAAAAUAACACAAAUCCUCUAAGCAGUUUCACUGAAAGUGUAAAUACUACACAGAUGGUGAUACAGAGGUUGCUUUCAGGAGAUGUGAAUGGAGCUCUUUGCCUUUCUGCUAUUUCAUUAUUAUCACCCAAACAAACCAGCAGUUCCCAUGACAUCUGCAAAAAUACAUCAUUGACACAGUUAAUAAAACUGACAAUAAACCAGAUUGGCUUAAAUAUGUCAGUAAUCAUCAGUACAAUGCAGACAUUGUCAACUCAGUUUAAAAAAGUGCAGAAUAACACUGAGUUUUGGAAUCAGCUUCUUAUGUUACCACAAUAUAUCAAGGAUCCAAAAAGUUUUCCCUUCGAUGGCGAGCUGAUUGCACAAGUCCCUUCAGUAUUCCAGGAAUCUGCAGAUAUCAAUUCCUGCAUUAAGUUCAUCCUAAGAAUAGAAAAAAUAGUGCAAAACAGCACCUUGAAUGUUUCUGUUUUUGACCAGUGGGAGACACUGGCAGGUCAGAAUCUUACUAAGGAGAUUGAAGCUUGCAUAUCAUUGUACAAGCGCUUGCCAUGUGCAAAUGGGACUUUUCUUUGUUGGCCUGAAUUGGAAAACUUUUUCUCAAUGGUGAUGUCUCUUAACAGUCCAUCUAUCAACAGUACUUGCAUGUCUAGUGUCUCGGAAAUGGUGUGCAACAGUUCCAUCAACGAUUUAGGGAAUAUCCUAAGCAAAAUUAUAUCAAGUGAACCAGCAGAACUUUUAAGAUAUUUGCCACAAACUUGGAUGCUUAUGAAACAAAAUAACAUUGAUGAACUUAUCAAUCAGAAACUUCAACAAGCAAUUGCCAGCCAGUAUCCUGGUAACCUUCAAGUGCAGCGUACCCUUUCUGGCUUUGUGCAGCUGCUAUUUAAUUCUACUGAUGUACUGGUUAAUAAGGUCUCAACAAAAUCCCAGAUUCUCAAUAUCACUAGUUACUUGCAGGUACUUCAAAAUAUAUCAAAGCAGUUCAACAUUCUUUUUUUUCAAAAUCAGCAGGCAGAGUUGCUUAACACCACAGAAACUAUUGCAGGUGCCUUACAAAUUGCUGCUCAGAAUUUCCUGCUCUGGAACAAUUUAAGUGACUUUACUUUGUUCUAUAAUGGAUCGGAUGAAGCCUUGAAAGAGCUCCAGACUUUGAUUAAUACCUGGAUAACCAGGAGUUCAGAAAAUGCUCUUUUAAAUGACACCACAAUAUUUGGGAUUCUUUCUAUGCUUAACCAGUCAUCAUUCACGUCAAUGAAACAAAAUGUUUUAGCUUUUUUGAACUUAGACCCAAUGGCAACCAACAUAACUAAUGCAGUGAUCAACAUUUUAAACAUAUUAAGCAAGUCAGUAUCUGUAACUAAUUCAUCAGACAGCUCUUUGCUUGCUGAAUUUUACUUACAGCAGAUUGCACAUUUUAUAUCUGAUAAUAAUCUACAAAAGAAACUUUUAUACUUCAAAUCACUUUUCAAUUAUAGCAGCCAGCUUUCUUUUUUGCAAUCUGAUAAUCUGAAGACUGAGGCUAUGGAUUUCUUGUUUUAUUUUACUCCAUCCAACUUAUUAAACAUUAGUUCGGACCCUACUCAUGCAGCACCAUCUUUGUUCAAUUUGAUAUCUAAUCUUAUUCCUGUAGAAGGGCAAGGUAUUUUUCAAGAACUGGUAAAUGCUACACUGACCCUACUUCAAUCAGUUGCCACUUGCCAAAAGAGCAACUCUAACUGUACUGGCACUACCGCAAUGUUUCAGCAAAUGUUGGUGGAAUCUAUAUCUUUUAUCAACUCUCUAAAAAGUGAUAUUCAGCAACAAUAUAAAAAUCUGUCAGUGCUACAAUUCAGCAUCCCCAGCAGUGCUGAAAUAGAUGUCAUUAAUAGCAUUUACAAUAUGGCGCUGUGUUAUCAAGGCAAGUCCUGUAACACCUUCAAUAACAUCUACAAUGAAACCAUAAAAAUAAUAAAUACACUAACAGAGUAUACUUUCGGAAAUGGUUCAAAAACCCUGCCCAGUCCAGCUCUCUUAGAAGAGUUAGAACAAAACCUUACUACCUUUCAACAGGUUCUUCAUUCUGUAGAUACUAAUACGCUGAUGACUCAGCUAGAGAAUUUUAUCAAUAGAUCCACCUGUUUCAACUACACAGAUACCCAGCCAAUGAACUGCACUUUAAAACUGUUUUCUUUUCUUAUGGGACUAAUUCAGAGUUGUCCAUUGCCUGAACAAAUGAAUCACACUGUCCAUGUGGCUUCUUCUAUUGCAAAUUUCUGGGUCCAAGAAUUAAAUUCAUCAUUAGAUCUGACAUACAUCUACAAAUUAACAAAGCUAACAUUUCAGAAUAAUUCAAUGAUAGUGGACAUUAACACAAUGAUUACAAACAUUGCAAAGACUUUAGAAGAAAUUGAAAUGACGUUAAACACCAACAGCCAAGAGCCCAUGAUACUCAUUAGAAAGCUGGUGGAUAUUAUGAACUCUGCAAACUCAAAUAACACAUUUCCAACAACCCUCUUUCUACAAAUAGACCAAGAACUGACAAAUAUAAAAACACAACUUCAGAUUGCUCAGUGGUAUAUAACUUAUAUAAAAAAUAUAACAAAAACAUUUCAGACCUCUGGAAAUAUGUAUCCCAUCGUGACAAUGACACGACUUAUAAUAAAUAAUAUUCUAUCCACUAUGAAGGAAAAUCUCUCCUUGAAGUACUUUACAAAAGAAGUAAAUAAUACAAAUUUCUGGUUAGGACAAUCAAAUAUUAUACCUGUUAUUCAUAGUCUGUUGAGUGCAACAUCUCAAGAUGGCGUUCAAAUCAUAGACCAGAUUAUAAACCACACUAUGUCUGUAAUGCAGACUAUAUUUCAAGAUAAAAACUUUUGGAAUACUUUAUUCAAUGAAACUCAACAUUAUGAUGUAAACUUUCAUGCAUUUAUAGACUCUCUAAAUGUGGUUUUUAAUGCCCAUAACGACUCAGUGAGUUGGAAUGUAUACACAUCUCUCCAUGACUUUAUUACCUCUUUACAGUCAUCUCUAAAUGAAGCAUUGUCCAAUGGAACUAUUGGACCACUGGUAGUAGGUGAAAAGAUUACUGCUGAUGCAAUUGGAUCACUAAAUAUCUUACUGAAAAGGCUAAAUGUCACACACUAUGAGGACAUCUUGACAUUUACUACUAACAUUGUUCAGCUUUAUUUCAGAAGCAGAAACAGUUCCUUUGCCUUGGACAACCUAGCUCAAAUGACAUGGAAACAACUACUGGCCUAUCUACAACAAAGUGGACUUGAGAAGCUACUAAUUCACACACUUCAAAGUCAUAUCUUCAGUUAUAUCCCUGAAACUCAAGAAACAGCAAAGAUCCUGCAGACCUUACUGAAUACUGUGUUUUCCUCCUUUGAUGGGCCCUUUUCUGAUUUUGGAUUCCAAACACACUACCUCAAUAACAGCAUGAUUAUAGGCAUAAUAAGGAACAUUGUGGCAAAACAAAAUAACACCAUAUUUCAGUACAGUCUGAAUAUGGACAGUGUUUCACUGGACUCACAAUUUACCCAAGAAGGUGAAAUAAAUGAAAUGAAAAAUGUCCUUGAAAACCUGGUAAAUGACUGGCUAUUAAUAAGCACAGGAGAACAUGAACUUUCAUUCAACUACAGCUCGAGCCUUAUUAAGAUAUUUUAUCAUUUGUGUAAAGCAAGUAAUAACACGAAAGCAAUGGAGGCACUGCAGUUUUUCUUAAACUCCAAUAACAGUAUCAUAAGCAUUCCCAUUCUAAUUGACGCACUAAAGAAUUUUCACAACUUCAGUGAAGAAACUUCUGCUGACACGAGUACUCUUAUUGAACUGUACCUGAAACAACUAGUGUUGUUUGUAUCCAACAGUCAGCUAAAAAAAUCUCUCCUAGAAUUAAGUGCAAUUCAGGAGAUCCCAUUUUUGCACUCUAGCGAUGCUGUUAUGGAUAUUUUACAAUUUCUAUACCCUGAUAAUCUAUACAAUAUUAACGACCGUCAGAGCCUGAUUCAAAAUCUUCUUACUACUCUAUCAAGCUACAUGCCUGCGCAAGACAAAGAAGGUUUUAGAAAUAUCACCAGCUCAAUUUUGUCAGUUGUUGGGGCUCUUAACAACUGCACCAAAGAUUCAGAGAAAUGUCUGACCUUAGUUUCUGAGUUUGAGAACGUGGUUACAGAUUUGAUAAAUGUUCUUAAUUCCUUAGAAAACAAUAGCCUUCCCAUGGAUUUUUCCAAUAGCUCUCUGCAGAAGUAUGCAACAUUUGAUCAUUCACAUAUUUCCAUUAUAAAUAAUAUUUAUUGGCUUGCUACACAGUCUCAGGGGAUAUUUUAUAAUGAUACAGGAGACUUUACAGAUGUGUACCAAGAAGUUCUUUUAGCAGUUAAACUCUUUGAAAACAUCACACAAGAGCUGAACAUAACUGAGCAUGCAGUUAGUAAAUAUCUGCAAAAAUUGAAGGUGAUUCUGCAAGUGCUAAAAAGAAAUAAUAUGACAGAAACCCUAUUCCUGUUUCAACAAGUUGUUCAAGACGCUAACUGUAAAAAUCAGACAGAAGCUGAAUUUCUCUUGUGCACUUUCAAUUUAACUUGCCAUAUUUUGAAUAUCCUGGGAAAACUACAACUGCCUAACUCACUGAGUGGAAAAAUCAAUGAUUUGUCCUUAAUUGCAACACACUGGAUGAGUGAAAUGAAUACAACUGUAAAUAUUUACCAGCAAAUGGUUUCCUUUUACAAUAUAACAAAAAGUGUCUUGCAAAAUCAAGCAACCCUACAAGCAAUUCUCACCAGCGUAAAUGAAAUUUCAAACACACUGCAAAAUAUUAAAAUAGAAAAUGGUACUUCUGUCAUCGUACAAAAUGUAAUUAGUCUUAUUGAUCUGUUGAAACCAGACACUGUCUUCAGCCUCAACAAUAUUACUUGCAAUGUGAACAGUAGCCAGUUGGAAAAUGUACAUGCUCAGCUCAAAAUCCUUAAAUGGUACUUAAUGUACAUAACAAACAAAACAGAAUUUAAUAAUACCUCCCUCAAAUUGUAUCCUAUGUAUAGGCUUACACAGCUUAUAUUGGCCAAUGGUAUUCCGACCAUACAAAACUUGGAGAAGUUUGUAAAUCAUUCCCACAAUAUCACAGAGAUCCUUAACAUAGCCAUACAAGAAGACACAGAUAGACUUUUUAAGCUGAUCACUGAUAUUGUAACUUCAAACCAAACAGGUUCAGACUUCAUAAACCAAAUGGAAACUUGGGUUGGACUUUCAGAAUUAAUGAAGUCCAUAUUGGCCAGUGAAAAUGGAAGUACUUUGGUCUCAUCUGACCUUACUGCAAUUUGGCAAAGCAUAAACAAACUCUUGAGUGGAGAAUUGAACUGGGUCCAAAUAAACAGCAUAGCAAAUGCUGUACGCACAAGCAUAGCCAAAGGCAAUAUUAAAACUGAUAAAGAUAUCAUGCAACUUCAUGAAUAUUUAUUAAAUAUUUUUAAUCAAACAUAUUCAGAAGGAUACAUGAGUUAUGUAAAUUUAGUUAUCUAUAAUUUAGAUUCUUUGUUGAAAACAAAUUGCCAGAAUGCUUCCACUGUAAUUACAAACAUGUAUCCAAUUAUACAAAAUGUGUUCCCUUCCAAUUUGUGGCCUAAAAAUACCAUUGUCCUAAAUGCAACUAAAGACAUUUGUGAAUUGAUACAGGGGAACUCGCAAAAUAACUUGGCCACAAUUCUGCGCAUUCUCAGAACAGUUAUCACUGCUGCUAAAGCUGUUACACAAAAUGACACAAGAGAGUAUGUUAUUGCAGUAGAAACUAUUGCUGCAAUGGCAGAAGAUCUUAUAUCUGAACCAACGCCAUCUUAUAAUACUGUUGUAACUGCUAUGAAAAUGAUACCAAAAAUUACUGAAUUAUUCCAUGUUGCAGAAAAUACAACCAAGUGGGUGGAAAACACAGUUCUUAAUCAAUUACUUUAUCUCUUGUUGGACUUGGCAUGGAGCUCAUCUUCAUCAGAAGACAUAAUUCUUGCUAAAAUAGAAAAUGUUACUUGGGAGACAAUACAGUUUGUCCAGGACAUCCUCAACAUGCAGAAGGACUCUUCCUACAACACAAUCCUUUCUUUUUCACUGGAGGUAGUUAAACUUUUCCUCAACAAGACUGGCAAUACAUCUUCUGAAGACUACUCUGUAAUGUCAUUUGUAAAGCAAGUUUGGGAUCACUUUAGAGAAAGUGGAACAGAGCAUUUGAUUACCUCCAGUAUCAAGCAACAGAUUAUACAUAUGUAUCCUGACGGCUCAAAAGACUCUACACUUUGGGACACUAUUCUAGAUGUUAUGAUUAAUAUAACAGACCUGAUUCUUUCUGACACCACGCAGAGCCAAAACUAUAGUAACACCAGCACAACCAUAAAAAUUCCACCUGUGGUUUUAGAAACUCUCCAAGAUUUGCUGCCACACAUUGAAUACAUCACACAAGUCAUUAUAGAAUCAUGGGAAAUUCUUUCUAAUGUACCUCAGACAUUAUUUUUCACAUCUGAACAAAAUGAAACCAGACAUAUUGGGAUGCUAAUUACCAGCUUAAGUAACCUUAACCUCGGACAUGACAUUUUUAAUGACACUGCAAAACUGGUUGAAUUUUUUUCUGCCAUAAACCAGACAGAGCUCAUUACGGAAUUGUUCCACGCUAUUUAUAAUGCAUUUGACAAUAAUAGCCAAUCUGAUGUGCUUUUCUUAGAUGCCCUCAAUAUUUUCAAAGACCUUGUGCACUUGUAUAAUACAAGUGACAUUGAAGAACUUUCUACAAUCUUUGAAAUAUACUUUCAGAACCUCUCGGAUACCGGUAUUGAUCUUAUGUUGUAUUUUAAUGAGCUCUUAUUGCAACAGUCUCAAGAAGUCAGUAACACAAUUGGACAAGUGUUACCAUAUUUCUUGUCUCCAGAGCUGCAAAACAGAAGCCUUAACACUACAAACAAUGUUGCAGGACUCUUUCAAUUGAUGUUUGAGUAUGUUCCAAAGGAUGAUCAGGAUAUAUUCCAGAAAGUUGCAAAUAUCACUCUGUUGCUUAUUGAUGCUUUAGAAACUUGCAGCACUAAACCCGAGAGCUGUUCAAAUCUUAAUGUAGGAAUAUGGUAUAUUGUAUCUGAUAUUACACAGAUUCUGGAGGCAAUACAGAACAAGAGCUUGGAAGGACAUUUUGGAAACAACUCUCUCACUUAUUAUGACCAGUCACUGACAAACUUGGCCAACGACAUUAAUUUGAUUUGGUAUUCUCAAGGACAACCAAAUUAUACCACAGUAGCACUGAUACAACUUUUUGAAGACGUCUUUGCAGUAAGGAGCUUGAUUCUGAACACAUCACUAAGAAAAGAUCUCCAUUUAACCAUUUCUCCACUUCUACAGAACACUCUAGAGGUUCUAGCAUCUACCAAUAUCUCUGAAUAUCUUUUUCAAAUACAUAAUCUGCUCACAUCAAACUGUAUAAACCAGACAGAUAUAGAUCCAUUAGUGUGCAAUUUAAACCUUGCAUCAAAGCUUUCACAUCUCUUAAAUCUUCUUCCGUUAACAGAAAUGGCUCAUGACAGGCUCUCAGUAAUAUGCUCAAUAGCUGAACUAUGGCUGAAUAAAAUCAAUUCAUCUAUUUCAACAUAUCAGCAACUUGCUGAUCUAUACAAUGUUACAAUGUUUGCAUUCAAACACAGACCUGUUCUAUAUGCAAUAAACAGAACAGCAGAAGAUAUAGUACAGUUAUUACAAAAAACUGAGACUUUCCUAAAUUUCAGUUUAAAUGGAACCCCACUUCUUUCUAGGAUCUUAACAUGUAUUGUGUUUGAUGUCAACAAGUUGCAUUUUUCAAAUGCAUCAUUGCAAUCUAAUAGCAGUGACAGCCUUGUGAACAUAAGACUGCAGAGGGAUAUUGUUUAUUGGCUCAUGUCCCAAGUGAGAAAUAUUACUGCUUUUAUGAAAACAUUGGCAGGUGACUAUACAAAUCAGACAGUUGGACAAUGGAUAACCGAUAAUUACCAAUACAUAAAUCUUAUUUUUAACAAUACAGAAAGUGUGAUAAAUGCAUUUUCUACACUAAAAGACCUAAUACCUAUCUCCAAUGCAUCCUCUGAGAAUGAAAAAUACAGACUUAUACUCUAUAAUGUUCGAGGACUACUCCAAAAUUUGUCAAAUGCUUACCUAUUUGAAAACCUUCAAAAUACCUCCUGGAGAAGUGCAAUAUGGCUUGUUUUCAAUGCGACAGAACUGAUUGUUACUGAAGCCUCUUCCAACCCACCAUAUAUUACCACAAAGACAAUAAUGAAAAUUCUGCAGAUGUUUUUUGGAAAUAUUAGUAUGUUCUCUUUAGAGAACAUACUAAUGGGAAUUUCAGAUUUGCUUCUACAAGAAUCAAGGCUCUUCAGUAGCACAAGAUUUGUAGCAGAUUGGUUGGAAAGCCUUCCUUUACAGAACAUCUACUUGUUUUUACCAAACUUGAUAAAGAGUUUCUCUUUUGUGGACAUGACAGCUGCACAGACGGUGGUCUUGAAUUUGGUCUCCAAAGCCCUUGAUGCCACAUCAUACACAGAAGUGAUCUCUUCCUUAUCUAACCUGACGACAUAUGUGAUGGACACCAGCGGAGCCAUUGCUUCAAGUAGCCUCAAUUUAACCCCACAGCUUUUGACUCUUAUGGAGGAAUUGGAACUCUUACAGAAUGUAUCACUAGCUGGACCCUAUGAAAAUGCCAGAAGUUGUUUGAUGAAUGCUGUCUCCAACCAAUCAUCAGGUCACCUUGAAGAGAUGAUUCAGCUCAUCCAGGCCGUGUUCUCUCAAAGCAAUGAAUCCUCCAAUGCAUCCCUGACUCUAGAUUUGCUUAAAGAAAAGAUACAACAACUACAAAAUCUGACAACCUUUAUCUGCAGUUUUGGAAAGUCGGAUCAGUACCACAGCUACUGCAACUUUACAUGUCAAUAUCUAGUUAUGCUGAAAUCUGCUGCAGACCUUGCAAUUUUAGUGACCGGUGACAGGGUUACGACUGUCAGCACCACAAAUAAAGAGAAAAUAGCAGCUUUUUUUAACAGCUUGCUUCAAAGUCUCCAGGAAGCUCUGUUGGCAGAUCUGAGUUCUAUGUUUCCAACAAGUAUAUCUAACAUGACACCAGCUCUGAAUAGUUACAUUAAUGGAGCAUCCUACAGUUUUACGGCUACCUUAGGAAACCUGUUCACAAACAGCAGUCACAUGGACAAUGAACUGUGUGACAUUGUGAAAAUAAACAAAGAAAGUAGAAGUGCUCUUCUAAAUGUGCCAAUCCCAAGCAACUUCUCCCAGAUUGUCAACUGGUUUGUGACACUGGAUAAUUGUCGACUCAACAUGUCUAUUGUUUCCGAGCCAUUCCAGGUGUUCUGCAAUCUUUCUUCAGAGCAAGAAUAUCAGAUGGCCAUCAUAUUUCUACAGAAUGUGGAUCUUUUUAAAUUGUUCUACAGAUUACUGGUUCCAACAACAUUGCAAACAACCCUAGACCUUAUCUUGUCUGCACUGAAUAAACUGAUUAAUGACUGGAAUGCAAUGUUUGCACAUAUUCCCCCCGAGCAAGAACUGCAGCAAAUGCUUGAGCUUAUUAACUCUUUUAUGAGCAUUUCCAUAGAGAGUGAAAAUACUUCGUUUAGGAGAAAGAGAUCCACUGGUACCCCUACUGUCACUAUUAGUGAUAUCUCAAAAAGUAUCUGCAGUAAAAACCUCACCACCCUCAGGACAGCUCUUCAACUGCUGUACUCUACAAACACUUCCAGUGCAAGAUCAGCAAGCCUCACAAAUACAUUUGACAUUCCUACUGACAAUGCAUUCUGCACUCAGCUCUUCAUGAAUUUAGUUUCAACGACCAGUGGGACUGCCUAUUGGCUUCUACUGAAGCCCCUGUUAUAUGGACAGAUUCUUUACACACCAAACAACACACUAACACAGCAAAUAAUGCAGAAGGCUAAUGCCACCAUUCAGCAGGUUUUGGGAUACAAAGGCAAUGUCAGUAGUUGGGUUACUGGCAUCCAGCAGUUACUAAAUCAAUGGGACACAUUUCAGACGGCUGAAACUUUUAUUGGACCUCUACAGGUACUGCUCAGCGAUUCUUUUAUAAAUAACUUUCUUGAGGAGUUUCUGCAUACUGACGCAUCUCAAAUCAAUAGUACAAUAAACAGUGCCUUAAAUGCUAUAAAUCUGCUAAAUACCAACAUCAAGAAUAUCCAGGAAUUCCAGCCUAUUGCAAUUGUGUUAAACAACUUAUUGUCCUGUGUGACCUAUAACCGUAUCCAUCCAAUGAACAGCGUAGCAGAAAUGCAAGCAAAAGCUGAAGAACUGCAGAAAAACAACCAGUUGUUUGCAGCUGUGGCAUUUGAUCUUCCCUCUGAGAUCUCUGGGCAGAAUAAAGCAUCAUCUAAUCUACCCAAACAAAUAAAGUACACUAUAAGCAUGGAGCCCAUACUCUCAGAGGACACAAGUACCAUCAGAGAAUCCUAUUGGACCCCUGACGCUGCCAGCACCUUGAACAAAUACAGUCAAGGCUUUGUAUAUUUACAAGAAAACAUUGAUAGAGCUAUUAUUGAAAUGCAGACAAAAAAGAGUGUUGCUAAAGUUGGAUUGCAGUACCAGCCAAUGCCCUUCCCUUGCUACAAGAAAGACAGUUUCCUGAGAAGCAUGGGCUUCUCUCUGCCAAUCGCACUGAUGAUAACGUGGGUCAUCUUUAUCUCAGCAUUUGUAAAGAAGAUUGUGCAUGAGAAAGAGAUGAGGUUGCAUGAGUACAUGAGGAUGAUGGGAGUCAACUCUGGCAGCCAUUUUUGUGCUUGGUUUAUUGAGAGUGCAUUGUUCCUAUUGAUAACACUCAGCAUCCUAGUUUUGCUUCUGAAAUUUGGCAAAAUCCUUCCCAAUAGCAAUGGCUUUAUCCUCUUUCUUCUACUCCUGGAUUAUAGCUUAACAAUUAUUGCCAUGAGCUACCUCAUCAGUGUUUUCUUCCACAACACCAAUGUGGCUGGACUUAGUGGAAGCCUGAUCUACAUCAUUACUUUUUUCCCUUUUCUUGUCAUUUUCACCAAGGAGCCUAUUUUAUCCUUUUCUGCUAAGACAUUGCUGUGUAUUUUCUCUCCAACGGCACUGAGCAAUGCGAUCCAGUAUGUGGUUCAUUAUGAAGAACAAGGUGUUGGAAUCCAAUGGAGAAACAUGUACAUAUCCCCACUUCUAGGGGACUCAAUGACUUUUGGGUGGUUAUGCUGGCUCUUGUUGAUAGAUGCCAUGGUUUACUUUCUUGUUGGCUUUUAUAUUCAGAUGGCAUUUCCAGGCAAAUAUGGAAUCCCAGCUCCCUGGUAUUUUCCCUUCCAGAUAUCAUUCUGGCUAAAAUGCUGUGGACUUGAAUCUCUGUACCCCACAAAAUCAAGUGGAAUGACGUUUUCCAAUAUCAUGGCAGACAACGUAUAUUAUACAAAGGGUGCUGAGAAUGAUCUUUGUCUGUUCAAUGAACAAGAACCCGAUGGUCUUACUGUGGGAGUGUCACUUCAUGGCUUAACAAAAGUUUUCCAGUCCAAAACUGCUGUCAACAAUCUAAAUUUAAAUUUCUAUGAGGGUCAUAUAACGGCACUUCUGGGUCACAAUGGAGCUGGAAAAACUACCACGCUUUCUAUGUUGACCGGUCUCUUCAGUUCCACUUCGGGUACUAUUUAUGUGUAUGGUGAUGAUAUCAGAACACAUUUGGAUCGUGCUAGGAGCAACAUGGGAGUGUGCAUGCAAUAUGAUGUUCACUUUGAUCAUCUUACCGCAAAGGAACACCUGCUGCUUUAUGGUUCUAUCAAAGCUCCACACUGGACUAGGACACAUCUACAUGAAGAAGUGAAGAGGAAUUUGAAAGAUACAGGUCUAUACAAUCACCACCACAAGCCUGUGAAGUCCUUAUCUGGUGGCAUGAAAAGGAAGCUGUCUAUUUGCAUGGCUCUGAUUGGUGGUUCCAAAGUUGUAAUCUUGGAUGAACCAACCACGGGUGUAGACCCUUGUUCAAGACGCAGCAUCUGGGAGGUCAUAUCCAAACAGAAGAAAGAUAAAACCAUAAUUUUAUCCACCCACCACCUGGACGAGGCAGAGGUGUUGAGUGACCGGAUGGCAUUCCUUGAGCAGGGAGGCCUGAAAUGCUGUGGGUCGCCCAUGUAUCUGAAAGAGAAGUUUGGCAGCGGGUACCACCUUACUCUCACUAAAAAGUUCCCAAAUCGAGAGAACCAAGAAGAAUGCAGUGUAGAGAUGGUGACUGGUCUCAUAAAGUCACAUAUUCCAAAUGCACGGUUAAAGGAGGAUGUUGGAGGAGAACUUGUGUACAUCCUGCCUCCAUUUAAUGCUGACAUUUCUGGUGCCUACUUAUCUCUUCUCCAAGCUCUGGAUUGCAGGAUGAAUGAACUCCACAUUGGAUGCUAUGGGAUCUCAGAUACUACCAUAGAAGAGGUGUUUCUUAAACUGACUGAUGGCCUAGAUGAAGAUGAAGAAGAUGCAAUGGCUUCGUCCAGCAAAAAGACAAUGAUGCCCAUACCUAAUGAAGAACAUUUGUAUGUCCAGGAUGAGCAGUUUUUAACCAGUUGUAGAUUUACAGAUAGAGAUGACCAGCCGCUGACCAAUGAAGAAAAGCUCACUGGUGUGUCUCUGCUCAUCAAUAAAAUCAUAGCCAUCUUUAUUAAGAGGCUCCACAAUUCAAGGCGAAACUGGAAGGACCUAAUAUCUCAGGUUCUGUUCCCUGUAAUUUUUGUUGUCAUUGCCAUGGGGCUAGGGUCACUUUCCUCGAGUGAUGUAUCUUUUCCAGAACUCCUGCUGACACCCAAUCUUUAUGGUACAUCUUCACAGUCGGUGGCAUUUGAGUUGUAUAAUGGAUCAACUUCUAAUCUGGUCUCAGAAAUGAAUUCGUUCCCUGGCAUAGACAACUUCUGCUUGAAUCAAAAUUCUAAUUGCUUGAGUCAAAGUGGUUUGGGUUUAUGGACUUCUGACAACCAGUCGCUUUCACAUGCGUCAUGCAACUGUUCAACUGGUGCACCGGUAUGCAAUGCAUAUCCAGCUUCUCCAUCUCAUCGCCGGACCUUCUCUGAGCAAAUGCUUUAUAAUGUCUCUGGAUAUAAUAUGGAAAGCUAUCUCCUGACCACCAAUUUACAGUUUGUCCAACAGCGAUAUGGAGGAUGGAGCUUUGACAUCCCAUGGGUCUCAAGUAAGCUGGAAACACUUGCACCUCAAAAUCCAGAUAUGACAAUAAGCAAGGUCUGGUUUAACAACAAGGGUCCUCACAGUCUCCCAGCAUUCAUUAACAGUUUUAACAAUUUUCUUCUGAGAGCCAACUUACCAAGCAACGAAUCUGACUAUUACAGUAUUUCUGUUGCCAGCAAACCUCUCUCUGGAACCAUGAUGCAGCCAUCCACGACUUUUAGCUUGGUGAAUACUUUAAUUGCUCUCUGCAUGUUGGUUGGUUACUCCAUCACAACUUCAAGCUUUGCAACUUAUGUAGUUAAAGAGCAUCACAGUGGGGCAAAGAGACUGCAACAUAUUGCUGGUGUUGGAGAGACCUGCUACUGGGUGACAAACUUCAUCUAUGACUCGCUCAUCUACCUUAUACCAGUGUCCCUCUCCAUCGCAACAAUAGCAAUCUUCAAACUGCCAGCUUUCUACACCUACCCAAAUUUGGGUGCAAUGUCUUUACUUUUUAUAUUAUUUGGCUAUUCCACAUUUUCAUGGAUGUAUCUUCUUGCGGGAACAUUUAAGAACCCAGACAGUGCAUUCCUUACAUAUGUUUCCAUCAACCUCUUUAUUGGCAUCAAUACAAUCAUUUCCACCUCUGUAGUUUUUUUCAUUUUUGUUCAGAGGUCACCAUCAGAUAGUGAUUACCAGAGCCUGAAUCAGACCUAUACUGUCCUCACAGACAUUUUUAAGAUUUUCCCUCAAUUCUGCUUUGGGUAUGGAAUGAUAUUGCUGGCUCAGCAGCAAGCUGCACAAAUUCAGUUAUCAGUCUUUGGAGGUACAAGCACAACCAAUAUUUUUAGCAUGGAUAUUAUAGGCUGGAUACUUUCUGCCAUGGCUAUCCAAGGAACAGUUUUCUUUUUGUUAAGAUUGCUAAUUCAUGAUGGAAUCAUUUUCAGUUUCAAGAGUUUCAUCAAAAGAAACUGUAUGAAGUCUGACCUUGCUGAUACAAAAAACCCUGAAGAAGAUGAGGAUGUCAGGGCAGAGAGAGAGCGUGUAGAUUCUGGCCAAGCUGCUACAGAUCUCUUGCAACUUCAAGAUCUUACAAAAGUCUACCAUCAUGUUGGCAAAAAUAUGGUUGCUGUUAACAACAUGACUUUAAGUAUUCCAGCUGGAGAGUGUUUUGGCCUUCUUGGUGUUAAUGGGGCUGGGAAAACCACAACUUUCAAGAUGUUGACAGGAGAUGUUGCUCCAUCCAAAGGAAACAUUCAAGUCAGAAACAGUGCUGGAAAUUUAGAGAAUAUCUUGGGCUAUAAAUCAGACUGGUCAGCCUUUGGUUACUGCCCUCAAGAAGAUGCACUGGAUGAUUUAUUGACAGGAGAAGAACACUUGUAUUUUUACGCAAGAUUACAUGGGAUCCCAGAAAAACAGAUCAAAGCAGUGUCACUUAGCCUCCUUCAAAAGCUGCAACUUGUGCAAUACAAAGACCGAAUCACAGCUGGAUAUAGCUGUGGAACUCGGAGAAAACUCUCAACAGCGCUGGCCCUUAUUGGAAGACCAUCUAUUCUUCUCCUGGAUGAGCCUAGUUCAGGGAUGGAUCCAAAAACUAAAAGGCAUCUAUGGAAAAUAAUCUCUGAUGAAGUCAAGGAAAAAUGUUCAGUGGUGCUGACAUCUCAUAGUAUGGAAGAGUGUGAAGCUCUGUGUACCAGGCUGGCUAUCAUGGUGAAAGGAAAGUUCCAGUGCAUUGGUUCCCUACAACACAUUAAGAGCAGAUUUGGAAGCGGAUUUACAGUGAAGAUGCAUUUGAAAGACUCCUCUGUCCGUGUUGAGGUGCUUACCAGCUUCAUGUGCCAUCAUUUCCCAAAUACAUGUCUUAAGGAGCAACAUUUUACCAUGGUAGAAUACCAUGUACCGGUGACAGCAGGAGGCGUUGCGGGUAUAUUUGAUCUUCUUGAAGCCAACAAGUCAAACUUGGAUAUCACUCACUUUUCUGUCAGCCAGACUACUCUAGAUGAGGUUUUCGUCAACUUUGCUCAAUCUCAAGUCAGUCCAGAUAAUUCCAGUAUGAACAGCCAAGAGCUUCAACAGGUUGCCUUUGUCAUUGAAUAAUAUUGAUAUUUAAUAUUGACAUGAUCUUUAUAUACAGUAUUUGUAUGUACUUUAUGACAGAGCCAGUAAAAUGUAAUUGUUUACAGGGCUUUUGAUAAAGUUGUGGCAUCUGAAAAACUCACAUAUUUCUCAUCAAAGUUUCCUGCAAAAUAUGAAGUUUUAAUUUACAAAUACUAGGUAUAAAGAAAACUUCUAGUGAAUGGUUCAUUACCAAGGUUUACUUGAUAGACUUUGGAGCUGCUCUGAAAAUGCAAUCAAUGUUUAGAAUGAGGUAAAAAAAAAUUUCCUCAGUUCUUUAUUCUUCUAAAAUAGUAAAGUAUUGCAGAGACAAUGCAAGAUAUCAAUGCUGGUAUCAGACCACUCUUUAGGCUGUGCCUGAUCUAAGAACAAACUAAACUAAAAAGUUAGUUUUUUUUUACAAAUAAUAAUUGAAUCUGUGAAGCCUUAUUUUUAUAAUUUUUACAUUUGAGUAAUUUAAUGCAUUGCCAAUUUCUCGAAACAUUUCACUAUAUCUUCCUAAUUCUGACGAAUGCCUUUUUAAAUUCAAAGUCCUUUAUACCCUGUACAAAAAAACAUCAUAUAGAUCAUGCUGGGCAAAUUGUGUGAGUUUAGUGCUUCAAAAACUGUUCAGGUUGCUACUUACACCCUAAAUAAUGCUUUAUAACACACACACUGCCUUUGUCAAAUAACUAUACUGGUCAUUUCUAUUCAGUUUACACAAAAAUGCAUUUUAAAAAUUCCUGCUGUCUUGCUGUGUAUACCAACACUACGGGGCCGAUUCACCAAGGGUCGAAUAUCGAGGGUUAAUUAACCCUCGAUAAUCGACUGGGAAUUAAAAUCCUUCGACUUUGAAUAUC